Trifolium pratense (red clover) is the source of this 936-nucleotide messenger RNA. Its product is annotated as heavy metal-associated isoprenylated plant protein 3-like. The transcript is spliced from 5 exons. The coding region runs from base 1 to 936 and encodes 311 amino acids. The record is from RefSeq and is a predicted model, not a curated record. Gene Ontology annotation, molecular function: metal ion binding. Lineage: Eukaryota; Viridiplantae; Streptophyta; Magnoliopsida; Fabales; Fabaceae.
AUGACUAAGAAGAAAAACAAAAACAACAACAACACCACCAACGAUGCUCAAAACGAAAACAAAGAAUCAAACAACAACAACAACAACAGCAACAGCAACAAGAAGGAAGAUGAAACCAAGGCAACAAAAAUUGUUAUGAAGAUCGACAUGCAUUGUGAAGGAUGUUCUUCCAAAAUCAUCAAAUGCAUCGCUGGUUUUGAAGGCGUGGAGAAAAUAGAUAAAGGAGAUGGAACCGGAAAACUAACCAUCACCGGCAACAUUGACGCCGCAAAACUCAGAGAUAAGCUUGUUAGUAAAACCAAGAAGAAAGUUGAAGUUAUUUCUCCUCCUCUCAAGAACAAUGACAAGGAGAACAAAAAAUCUGACAACAAAAACAACAAACCUGAUGAAAAAAAACCCAAAGAGCUUCCGUUUACAACGGUGACUUUGAAGAUGGAGCUGCAUUGUCCAGGAUGUAUUGAGAGAAUUCGCAAAACUGUGUCGAAAGCAAAAGGUGUUAAUCAUGUGGCAAUUGAUAAGGAGAAGGAGACAUUGACUGUGAAAGGGACAAUGGAUGUGAAAGUUUUGAUGGAGAAAUUGAAGAAGAGGUUUAAGAGGAAGAUUGAGGUGGUCCAACCCAAGAAGGAGAAGGAGAAGGAUAAGGAUAAGGACAAGGAGAAUGAGAAAGAAGGUAACAAAGGAGAGAAAGCAGAGAAUGAUGGUGGCAAGAAGAAUAAUCAGAAUCAGAAAGGAGGUGAAGGUGGAAACAAAAAAGGUGAUGCUAAUGUUGGUGGUGACAACAAUGCAAAAAUGGAGGUUUCAUCAUCUGGUUAUGGUUAUGGAUAUGGCUUUUGGGGAUUGGAUUAUAACAACUAUGGACAAGUUCAAAUGAUGCAAAUGCAACAAGCACCACAAAUGUUCAGUGAUGAAAAUCCAAAUGCUUGUUCUAUUAUGUGA